Molecule: messenger RNA, 6412 nt
Organism: Triplophysa rosa
Lineage: Eukaryota; Metazoa; Chordata; Actinopteri; Cypriniformes; Nemacheilidae
Product: protein mono-ADP-ribosyltransferase PARP14-like
Exons: 17
Coding region: 108-5684 (1858 amino acids)
Biological process (GO): negative regulation of gene expression
Cellular component (GO): cytoplasm; nucleus
Molecular function (GO): transcription corepressor activity; nucleic acid binding; NAD+ poly-ADP-ribosyltransferase activity
Source: RefSeq, a predicted model, not a curated record
UUUCAUGGUAAAUUAAAGCUGAAACGAAAGUGAAAAUCAACUGGAGGGAGUGUUUUACAAUAUACAGUGACUCGACAGUCAUUUCCUCGUUGUUCAUAAGUGUCAGGAUGGAGGAAUAUCCUUAUCCGAUCGUUGUGGAUGGAGAAUGGAGCCCCGAACAGGCAAAAAGUUUGAAGAAUAAACUCCAGAUUUACUUUCAAAGCAAGAAGAAGUCUCAGGGAGGAGACUGCGUCGUACAAGUCAAUGAAAAGAGCAGCGCUGCUACAGUUCUGUUCAAAUCAUCGGACAUCCGAGAUAAUGUUCUCUCCAAAGCGGAUCACGUGAUUAUCAUUGACAAAGACAGAGUCGAGCUAAAAGUGAGCAAACCCGGCGAUGCAUUGAAAGAGACAGACAACAGCGUAAAGCUGACGGAGCAGGCAUCUGGAUAUCAGGAACCCAAUCAAAAUGCUCCUCCUAUUGGAAGUGAAGCAGAUGUGAAGAACGUUCAAGAAUCAUUUGCUGUAGUUCUGGAGAAUAUUUCAGAUGAAGCUGACAAAAAUGUUCUGGCUCUUUUGGUGGAGAAUGUCAGUAGUGUUCCUGAAAAGGACUUUAGCAUGGAACUAAUACCUGAAUUAAAAACAGCAGUUGUGACCUUUAAUAGCCCCAGUGCCGUAGGAAAGUUUCUUGAAGAGAGCAAGAGACACAAAAAGUUCAAGGACUAUGGUCUGAAGGCCCGUGCCCUGGAGAAAAGCACAUGUGUGCGGGUGGAGAAUCUUUCAGCUGAGGCCAAUAAUAAGAUGCUGCUUGAGCUGUAUUUUGAAAAAUGGGGCGGUCCAGUAGAAGAAACCAUCAUAGUUCCAUUGGAGCAAGCAGCCAUCAUAACCUUUACAAAUGAAGAAGACAGGGAUAAGGUUUUGAAGAUUGAGCAUAAGAUCAGCAAUGUUCCAGUCAAGAUCUACCCCUAUUAUAAAUCCCUGGAUACAGCUUUGUAUGGCAGCAACAGACCAACAUUGAAGCUGCCUGAAGCCAUUACAGUCAGUGUACAUCCUGCCAUCAGGAAGUUCCUUCACAAGAAAAGGCUAAUUUCUUCUAUCAGUGAUACGAUGAGCAAACAAUUCUGCCAAAUAGACAUGGACAAACCUGACGUUCUGCUCAGUCCUGAUCCAGCACUGCUGAAACAGAAAGGUGUAACCAGAAGACACAUUGAUUGCUGGGCAAAGAAUGCCUCAGACGCCUUUAAGACCAUUAUAUCCAACUAUACAGCCUUUGAGUUGCCAGUGUUGUACCCCGUGUGGACCAAAGCGGAGAGUGAUAUCAAGGGACUGGUGAAAGAUCAAGUUUUUAUAGAAAUGGAUGUGUCUAAAGAGGCCCUCACAAUGGCUGGUGCGACCCAUGAGCUAAAUGGGCUGAAAUCUGUUGUGGGGAAAAUGUUAGAUCGAGCAUCGACUCAAAUGGAGAGAGAGAGGAGCAGCUUCACAGAGGUUAUGGAGGUGACACCUGCCAUGUACUCUCUGCUUCAACAAGAUGGUCUGCAAAAUGCCCUAACUGCUUCUCCACAACUGCAUCUGGACUACGACAAGAAAAUGAAUAAAUUACAUUUGUCAGGCCUUCAAACAGAAAUUCUCACCUUCAAGAAUUGGGUCCUUGAGAAGAAAUUAAGAAUGAAAGAGAAGCGUUUAAAGGUUGAUCAUUCAUUAUUAGAGUUCUUGAAAUCUGUGAAUUGUGAUGAGAUGUCUAAAGACCUGUUCAUAGCUCAAGGAAUAAGUGCUGUCUACACUGUAGAAAAUGGGGAUCUUGUUUUGAUCGGAAGCACAGAACAAGCACUUUCUGAGGCAGAGAAGAAGUUGAAUACGGCUCUUCAGUUUAAAGACAUCAUUGUAGAAGAUCGGGCUGUACUUGCAUUGCCAGAGUGGCAAGAUCUCCAUAAACAAUUGCAAAGUUCAUACAAUACAUCCAACAAGAGGAUAGUGUUGAUAAAUCUUUCACCGCAAAGAGACAAAGUAAUAGUGUCUGGAUUCAGAGAACCAGUAGCUGAGGUCAGCCUCAACUUAGGCGAAUUCAUUAAGAAACACACUAGAGUUGAAGAUUCAGUUAUUGUUAAGUCACAUGCAGUGGUCGAAUUUAUAAAAGACAGAAAAUCACUUGACUGGCAGCAUUUUAUGAAGUCUGAUGAGGUAACAGUGUGUUUCGAUUCCAUAAGACCCAGGAUCAAACUGUCUGGAGAGCGCAGGUUUGUCCAGCCAGCUAUGAGCUUCUUCAAAAAGAUGGCAGGUGCUCUGUACACGGACACGCUGAUCAUUAAAAAGGCAGGAGCAAAGAAAUACUUCAAGGAGGAAGGUAGAUAUAUGUUGUCAUUAUUACUAAAGGAAAAAGGAUUUGUGAUUGUUCUCCAGGAAGAUCACAUGCUGGAAGAAGAAGAGGAGGAUGAUAAAGGCAAAGAUAGAGGUAGUUUUGAAGAAUUUGGGCAGUGUUGUGAGGUUAAGAUGCCAGGUGGAGUUACCGUCAGAGUCAGAGAGGCAGACAUUUGCAAGAUGAAAGUUGAUGCUGUGGUCAACGCAGCUAAUGAAGAUCUGAAGCACAUUGGUGGAGUAGCUUUAGCACUUCUCGAAGCUGCUGGACAAGAUCUGCAGUACCGUUGUGACCAGCACAUUAAAGUGACUGGACCUCUUAGCCCUGGAGAUGCUAUCAUUACUGAGGCCGGUCGCCUUCCGUGUAAAUAUGUAGUACAUGCCGUUGGACCCCGAUACAACAGUUCAGACAAACCUACUGUGGUGAAACGCCUACGAAGUGCUGUGAGGGUAAGUUUAAAGGAGGCUUCAGGCAAACACUGUUCAUCCAUUGCAAUUCCAGUUAUCAGCUCAGGAGUCUUCGGCUGUCCGCUCGAACUAUGCACAGAAACAAUUGCCAGCGAGGUGCGGGAGUUUAUCUUGGAUCAGAACCCUAGUGACUCGAGGAGUACACUUAAUGAGAUUCACUUGGUUGACAAUAACGGCAAUACUGUGAAUGCCAUGGCUAAAGCCGUCAGAAAGGAGUUUGCUGCGUUUAGCCCCAAAAUGAAUGUCCCCCAUCUUAAGAAACCUCUUGAGCAUGGAAGCUAUGGACACAGAGGUCAGGGUUACCAUGGUCAUGGAAAUCAGGGAAAUAGAAACCAAGAAUUUGGAGAUCACAGUUCUGGUCAUAGAAACGUUGAAAGACAAGCACAAGGAAGAGAAGAAACCAACUUUUCUGGUGGAAGAUCAGAGUGGCAUGAUGGGUUAACUGUUCUUGACACUAAAACUACAAAAGAGAGACAACAAAUCUUUCUGAGCAAGGGGAACAUUCAGGAUGCAAAGGCUGAUGUCAUUGUAAACACUAUAUCAGAAGACUUGGACCUCAGUAGAGGUGCCAUUUCCAAGGCGCUCCUCGAGACGGCUGGUCGUCUGCUCCAGGCAGAGAUCAACACAACUGCUCGUGCAAAGCGACUGAAAUAUGGAGAGAUGGUCAUCACAGAUGGUUAUAAGUUGAACUGUAAAAAAGUCUUCCAUAUAGUUUGCCCAUUUUGGAACGGUGGACACAACUCUGAAGAUAAAGUACUCGUUCAGAUCAUUAGAGAUUGCCUGAAAAAAGCAGAAGCUAUGCGGAUGGCAUCAGUCUCUUUUCCAGCUAUUGGUACUGGGAACCUUGGCUUUCCGAAGGAUCUGGUGGCAAAUGUCAUGCUGAGUGAAGUCCAGGAAUUCACCCCUCAAAACCUCAAAGAAAUAACUGUGAUUGUGCACCCCUCUGACAAAGAGACUUUAGAUUGCUUCACCAGAUUCUUCAGAGAUGGGUCCAGUCCAGUCACAAAAAGAUCCCAUCAACAAUUUAUACCUAAAACAAAACCUUUUGGAAAGCCAACACAGACAUCUGGGCUCCUGGGCAAAGUCUCCACUCCCUCUCUCGGGGUGAUCACUAUGCAAGUGGGUCAAGUGACCCUGGAGGUUUCAUCAGGAGACAUAACUAAAGAAAAAACUGAUGCCAUUGUCAACUCCACAAAUCAGAAAUUUUCUCUGAAAGCAGGAGUUUCAAAGGCCAUUUUAGAAGCUGCAGGAUCAGAAGUGCAACAGGAAUGUUUACUGAUCGUAAGUGCACCAAAUUUCCAGCUAACAGAGAUUGUGACCUCAGCCGGGCAGCUCCCAUGUGGAAACAUCAUCCAUAUUGUGGGCCGUAAUCAACCAUCUGAAAUUAAAGAUGUUGUUUUGUCUGUUCUGAAGAUAUGCGAGGCAAACCAACUGGCCUCUGUUGCCUUCCCUGCUCUUGGCACAGGUCAGGGUGGAGCAAACCCAGCUGAUGUUGCAGAUGCAAUGGUAGAUGCUGUUGUUGACUUUGUGAAGAAAAAGAAACCAGCAAAUGUAAAGCUAGUGAAGUUCCUCAUAUUCCAGGCGAACAUGGUGUCAGAUUUCCACCAAAGCAUGCUCAGAAGAUCGGGUGAAAAAGUGGAGGAGGAGAAAGGCCUUAUGGAGAAGAUUAAAGGCUGGACAAAAGAAUUAAUGUUUUGGGACACUUCAGAAUCUCCCAAAAAUGAAGAGUUUGUGAUGGUGGUUGAGGAAAUUGAACCAGCUGUGUUCCAAAUGUGUGGAGAUACUCUACAGAACUUAAAUACGGCCAGAGACAUGAUCAACAGCAUGAUAAUAAAGGAGUAUGUGAAUAUUCCAAUCCAUGACACAGCCAUUGGUCAUUUCACAAAGGAGGAUGCAGAAAUGCUGAGCGCCAUGCAGAGAGAGCUCUCGGUGAGCAUUAAACUUGAGAUGAAAGAUCAAGACCCUAUCAUCACAUUAGAGGGACUGACGAGAGAUGUGCACAUUGCUGAAAGUCGUAUUCGGGACAUGAUCCGUAGGGUGGAAAGGCAUGAAAGCAAAAGACGUGAGGCAUUUAUAAUCAGCAGCGUGGUUGAAUGGAAAUAUCUGGACCGUAGACAGAACCUAAAAAACUUUGAUAUGAUGACCAAUUAUGACCUGGAAAAGGCCUUUCAGAACAAACAAACCUCAAUCAAAAUCAAGAUUGAUAAUGAUGUGUACAAAGUUGAUUUUGUUAAUUUACAGGCCUCAAGAGGCAGUAUGUGGAUUGAACUGCAAAGAGUAGAUUUAACAGAUGCUCAGUAUUCUUUGCCUUCACACUGGAAGGACAUGACGGGACAUGCAGUUGAUCUGGUAAAGCUCACAGAAGGCUCAAAUGAGUAUGGAGAUGUGGAGAAAGAGUUCAACAGAACUGGACUCACCUUUAAGAUCAUUCAGAUUGAAAGAGUGCAGAACAGCACACUUUGGAAAAACUACAUGAUCAAAAAGGAAGAACUGGAAGCCAAGAACAAACAUAAAAACAACGAGAAGCUUCUCUUCCAUGGCACUGGCCCUGAUAAGACUGAUCAGAUCAACCAUCACGGCUUCAAUCGCAGCUAUGCUGGAAUGCAUGGAGCCAUGUAUGGGAAUGGUACAUAUUUUGCUGUGGAUGCACGCUAUUCAGCCAAAGGCUACUCAAAACCUGAUGCCAAUGGACACAAACGCAUGUAUCUGGCCAGGGUGCUUGUUGGCGACUUCACUCAAGGAAAACCAGGUAUUCUUGUUCCACCUGCAAAGAGCUCCAACAGUGCUGAUCUCUAUAACAGUGUGACCGAUAACACAAACAGCCCAAGCAUGUUUGUCAUUUUCAAUGAUGUACAGGCUUACCCAGAAUACCUUAUCACAUUUCAGUAAGGAUUCAUAGUUCUGUUUGUGAAUAUUUCUUUAUUGUGCUGAUUAGAAAAGUGGCCACACAUAAUAAUGACGGUUGUGGCAACUUGCCUAUAUGGCAAAAACGUCAGAGGCCACAAAAAAUCUAUUCCUUUGCUGAAAUAUAAUCCUGAGAAUGACUUGCUUAGGUGCUUUGCUAAAGAUUGCUCAUUGUUCUGUUAAGUAUCUUUUCUGCUCCAUUAAAAAUAUGUUAAAGGCUUUGAAUAAUAUAACAUAAUGAUUAAUAAGAGCAAAUGAUAACAAACGUCUCAUUUAUGGGUGAACUGUUCCUUAAACAUUUUGAAAUAUUGAGUAUAAAAUAAAGGUUUUGCUGACUGAUAUAGAAUGUAAAAGAGUAUAAAUAACACUUGAUAUUGUUUAUAAUAGAACACAUCAAUGUGGAACUGAGAUUCUGUUUGCAAAUUAUAAAUCUAAUUCUUUACAUAUUGUAAAACAUUACUGAACAAUCAUUUAUUUUCAAGUCAAACUUUUUUUUAGAGCUGACCACUGUAAUGGUUGUCUGCUUUUAUUUCUGUAGUCAAAUUAUAACAGAACUGUACAAAUUAAAGGUUCCUAUCUGGUUAAAAGUGUUGUGUAUUUGUUCUGGCAUGUUCUGUCUGGUUUACCCAUGCAAUUUUACAGUAAAUGUUGGACCAGUUUUGUGACCUGUGAUGUACAGAAUGUCUUGGUUUAAGUAAAGCAUUUUUCAAGUG